This is a messenger RNA of Sorghum bicolor (sorghum), 1587 nucleotides long. RefSeq lists its product as uncharacterized. The transcript is spliced from 14 exons. The record is from RefSeq and is a predicted model, not a curated record. Bases 159 to 1220 code for a protein of 353 amino acids. Gene Ontology annotation, biological process: regulation of cellular response to heat. Lineage: Eukaryota; Viridiplantae; Streptophyta; Magnoliopsida; Poales; Poaceae.
CCCCGCCCCGCGCCGCCUCCCCCCUCCUUCAAAUUUGCGUAGUAGCGUUGGUUCCACGCCCUAUCGCCCCUGUACCCAAAUCUACUACCGACGCACCUCUCACAACGCUCAAUCCAAUCGCGAGCCGCCCGCAACCCUAACCCUAGCAACCGCGAGUGAUGGCGCGCCCGAGGGGUAAGAAGCGCACGGCGUCCCAGGCGGCCGCCACUGAUUCGGUCGAGCUGGAGGCCGCCGCCGGUGCUUCGAGCAAGCCGGAGGCGGCGGCGGCGGAGCCGGCAACACGGGGGCGGGGGAAGCGCGUCAAGGCGCCGCCCAAGCCCAAGCCCGAGACGGACUACUUCCCUGAGAAGAGAAAUCUGGAGGAUCUCUGGUUAUCUGCUUUCCCAGUUGGUACUGAGUGGGAAAACAUUGAUAAGAUAAAGGAGUUCAAUUGGAGCUUCGAAAAUUUAGAGAAAGCCUUAGAAGAAGGGGGAGAGCUUCAUGGGAAGACAGUUUAUAUGUUUGGAAGCACCGAGCCCCAGCUACUGGAUGUUAAUGGAGAAUCAAAGAUAGUGCUUAUUCCAAUUGUAGUUGUUGUAGACUGCCCUUUCCCUCCAUCAGACAAAAUUGGUAUAAACUCAGUCCAAAGGGAAAAUGAGGAAAUCGUGCCAAUGAAGGCGAUGAAAAUGGCAUGGGUGCCUUAUGUUCCACUUGAGGACCGGCUUAGCAGGAUUGACAGUUUAAAAACAAAAAUAUUCACUCUCGGAUGCACACAGCGAAGGUCUGCGCUGAAGCAUCUCAAAAUUGAGAGAGUCAAGAAGUUUGAUUACUGCAUGCCUUACUAUAUGCCUCUACAACCUCUUGAAGAUGAGGAUGACACAGUUAUCAAUUUCUUAUAUCCUCUAGAACCCCCGAUAGUAGAUGAGUUCGACUGGGAAAUGGAUGAUUAUGAGGAUUUUUCAGAUCAGAAAGUGCAAGAAGGUAGCCUGCCAGAGGGCGAGAAAGAAAAAUUCAAGGAGUUCCUCAAGGAGAAGGUUAGAGAAAGGAAGAGAGAGCUGAAACAGGCUAAAGAAGCCAGGAAGAAAGCUAUCGACGACAUGGAUCCUAAAAUGAAAGAAGCAUUCGAGAAUAUCAAAUUUUACAAAUUUUAUCCUGUAAAAACCCCAGACACACCUGAUGUAAACAAUGUAAAGGCUAGGUACAUCAACAGAUACUACAGGAAUGCCCAUUAUCUGAUGUAAUGGCUUUCCUGAUGACCUGAUCUCAUGUGCUUGGCCAGCAUGUCAUUUGAGGAGUUGAUAGAAGAAGAUUUUUGAAACCCGGGAGGAGAACAAUUUGGUGACAUCUUCGAAUGUGGUCUUACUGUUGUAUUGUACUAGAGUUGCCCUCAGGUCUCAGGUUUUCAUUCCCUUGGGCAUCUUCUUUCACUGUACGGUGUAUACAAUCCUGCAGGAUAGAUUAUUGUGUAGCAUUCAGAGGGUCAAGGUAGUUUUGAGACUAAACAAAUCAUUAAGGAACAAUUUGUUCCAUUUUUAUCAUCUAAAUAGUGAAGCUUCAGCACAAGAUUCAUGAGUUUAACAUCGUUAUAGCACAGCCUGAUGGUUAUGU